AUGAUACCCACCUUGGUCCUGAACAUACCAAUACCCCGGCCAUCAUACUCUCAGGCCAGGGAAAAUCUGGUGAAGGCUAUCCCAUCCAAGCUCCUUUGUCUGCUGGCCUGUGGAGGACUAGACUGUCGCUAUGAAGGACCAGAGUGUUGGAAACAAAAUCAGCAGGUCAUCCGAGGUGUUUACUCCUUUUGGUUGAACAUCAAGUCAAUCAUCAACAUGCAGCUGCCAGGGGAGCAUGCUCACUGUGGACCACUGCUGGACCUUCAAAGUGGUUUCACCUACUCACCACAGACCUUCAUGGAGAAUGACAGUGGAGAGCCUUCAUCACUGAUUGGAUGCACCUGUGGAGGUAACCACGUGCAGAGGGACAGACGGGUGCAGCAUCACUUUGGUUUGAGAGUGGAGAGUCUGAACACGUCUCCCAGUGAGCGUGUCCCAGUAGAACAGAGGGACACCCGUCACCCCGACUGAAGCUCCAAUUAGACCUGAUCGAUGCUGAGAGCCUCGCUCGCCAUGACUCACCGCCGGCUGCACAAACAGUCGAUCAGCGUUUCCCGACUGAUCAACAGUCAGCCGUCCUGUACAGCCCACAGCAGGAACAUGAAGCACUGACACAGGUACACUGACGGCAAACUGCACGCCGGUCAAGAAGCUCCUCGUAGUGCGACGUCCUCUGCAAAAUGUGGUUGUCAUGGUGAUGGGGUUAUAAGGGUGAGAUAACUUGGGAGGAUGAGGAAGAGCAGAGGGUUCAACUGGCUGUUUGGUGUCAGCAGUUUGUUCUCUGUGAUUGAUUACCAUCCAUCCAGCUGUGAUUGGGCGAGAGGCGGGGUUACACCCUGGACUGUUCUCCAGCCAAUCACAGGGCUGACAUAUAGAGACAGACAACCAGACACACUUGACUCCUGCUUUACUUUUCCAAUAAUAGAACUGCCUAAUUUAACAUUUAAAGCUUGACCAUCUCGUCAGUGUGUUCAGUCUCUUUCCUUUCAUUGGCUGAAAUAAACUGACUUGUAAACGUGUUUUUAAAGGAAGAAUAAUCGACAUGUUCCACAUAAAUAAAUCAUAAAGUCU
Messenger RNA from Labrus bergylta (ballan wrasse), 1071 nucleotides. The record is from RefSeq and is a predicted model, not a curated record. Lineage: Eukaryota; Metazoa; Chordata; Actinopteri; Labriformes; Labridae.